ACGAGAAGUAAACAAGAGGGAAUCAUUUGAAUCUUCUUGGUUAACAUCGAUUUUACUGCAGUAACAUGAGUGAUAGCCAAAAUCCAGAUGAGGACACUUUGAAGAUCCUCUUGGCCACAGACAUCCAUCUGGGGUACAACGAGAAGCAUCCAGUUCGAGAGGAUGAUAGCUUCGUUGCUUUCGAGGAAAUCCUGAAACAUGCAGUCGAACAAGAAGUAGAUAUUGUUCUGUUAGGUGGUGAUCUUUUCCAUGAUUCUAAACCUUCCACCACUGCCAUUGUUAGAUGCUCAGAGAUAAUUAGAAGAUAUUGUUUUGGCGAUAAACCGGUGGGCAUAGAGUUCCUAUCGGAUCAGUCGUACAUCUUCAAGAAUCUGAGGAAUCCGAUCGUGAAUUACGAAGAUCCGAACAUCAACGUAUCCAUACCGAUCUUUUCGAUCCACGGAAACCACGAUGAUCCGACCGGUAGCAAAGCCACAUCGGUGAUGGACAUCUUCUCCAGCAACGGCUUGAUCAACUACUUCGGAUACUGGACGGAUUUGAAGCAAGUCCAAGUCGCUCCGAUUUUGCUAACGAAAGGGGAAACCAAUCUCGCGUUGUACGGAUUAUCACACAUACACGACCAGCGUUUAUCCAGACUCUUCAGGGAUGGAAAAGUAGGUAAAGUGAUAACUUUUAUUGCUUUUGGUAUUCACGGUUUUCUGUUGCAGGUUUCGUUGUUAAGGCCGCAGGAAGAAGACGUUUUCCACUUGUUCGUGCUGCAUCAGAACAGGGCGUUCCGAGGUGCUAAUAACUACAUUCCCGAAACAUCUAUACCGGAUUUCAUUGAUUUAGCGGUUUGGGGACACGAACACGAUUGCAGGAUCAUGCCCGAAGAGCAAUUGAAUGGAGUUUACAUAACGCAGCCUGGAAGCUCAGUGGCUACAUCGUUGAGUGAAGGCGAAUCCAAGAAGAAACACGUGGGUCUUUUGAAGGUGAAGAAGCGCGCCUUUGAGUUGACACCGAUUCCGUUGAAGAGCGUCCGUCCGUUCGUCUUUGAAACUGUCAGGUUGGAGGAACUCUCCGAUCUUCAAGAGAAGGGUAUCAUCAAGUACAGCGAGCACACGGAGCGCGUCGUCUCCGAUAAAAUCGAUUCCAUCAUCGAGAGGAUCAAGAACGAAAGAAAAGCGCAAAAGCUGAAGGAGAUGCUUCCUUUGAUUCGGAUCGUUCUUCUGUACCACGACGAGCAGCAACAGAUCAACGCCAUCAGGUUCAGCCAGAGCUACGUGGACCUGGUGGCAAAUCCCGAGGAUAUGAUCCUGCAGAAACCCAUCAUCAAGACGGACGGCACCAAAAGGAAUAGGUAUCUAACAGGAGAUGAUACAACAUACGAAGUGGAAACGGAAGCUGAUAGGACGGAGAUGCUCAAUUCUUUAGUAAACAAAGAGUUGGAGAAGGAUUCCAACAAGAAGCUGAAGAUCCUAUCUGUAGUUGCCAUGGGAGAAGCCAUCGCCAGGGUCAUCAACAACGAUGAUGCGGAUGCAAUCGCAGAUAUCAUUGAUUUCCAAAUGAAAGCUGCGCAGGAAAAGUUGUCCAGUCUCGGAAUGGAUGAGAAUAACUUUGUCGAAUUGCUCGAGCAGCUCAAUCAACAAAGAAUGGAGGAGGCUGCAAACGAAAAAGCUGAAGUCGAUAAAUUGUUGAGUAAUCCGAAGAGAUCGUACAACAAAGCCGUAAUCGAUGAUGAGGACGAUGAUGUUGACGAUAUUCCUGCUGUUAAUACUAGUACAAGUGUUAGCCCUCAGAAACCGGCUAGAGGUCGUGGGAGUCGAGGUCCACGAGGAAGUCGUGGUCCUAGAGGUCCGCGCGGUUCCAGAGCAAAGAAAACGUGAUCAUUCGUUGAUAUUAAUACUGAUUCCACAUCUACUUAAUUUUUAAA
Molecule: messenger RNA, 1912 nt
Organism: Nicrophorus vespilloides
Lineage: Eukaryota; Metazoa; Arthropoda; Insecta; Coleoptera; Silphidae
Gene: mre11
Product: double-strand break repair protein MRE11
Exons: 9
Coding region: 66-1865 (599 amino acids)
Biological process (GO): meiotic DNA double-strand break formation; mitochondrial double-strand break repair via homologous recombination; double-strand break repair via nonhomologous end joining
Cellular component (GO): nucleus; Mre11 complex
Molecular function (GO): 3'-5'-DNA exonuclease activity; DNA endonuclease activity; manganese ion binding
Source: RefSeq, a predicted model, not a curated record